Molecule: messenger RNA, 1626 nt
Organism: Durio zibethinus
Lineage: Eukaryota; Viridiplantae; Streptophyta; Magnoliopsida; Malvales; Malvaceae
Product: tyrosine decarboxylase-like
Biological process (GO): amino acid metabolic process; carboxylic acid metabolic process
Cellular component (GO): cytoplasm
Molecular function (GO): pyridoxal phosphate binding; carboxy-lyase activity
Source: RefSeq, a predicted model, not a curated record
UUAUAAAUUAAGCAGCUCCGAGAAGCCAGAAGCCUCAUACAAUUCCUGGAAACAUAUAGAGUAUCAACUUUUUUUUCAAUUUCAAUGGAUGGCCUUGCAUCUAUCAAUGGACUAGGGAGCAGUUAUACCGACAACGUUAACCCCCUAGAUCCUGAGGAAUUCAGAAGGCAAGGUCACAUGAUCAUAGAUUUCCUAGCUGAUUAUUACCAAAACAUUGAGAAAUACCCAGUUCUCAGUCAAGUUGAACCAGGCUACCUUCGAAAACUCUUGCCAAUGUCCGCACCAUACGUUGCUGAACCCGUGGAAGCUAUCCUUCAAGAUGUUCAGCAACAUAUUAUCCCUGGGAUAACACACUGGCAAAGUCCUAACUAUUUUGCAUAUUUUCCUUCAAGUGGUAGCGUUGCUGGCUUCCUUGGAGAAGUGCUUAGCACCGGCUUCAAUGUGGUGGGCUUCAACUGGAUAUCAUCACCGGCUGCGACGGAGCUAGAAUCCAUAGUCAUGGAUUGGCUUGGACAAAUGCUUCAGCUUCCUCAGAGUUUCCUUUUCUCCGGAAAUGGAGGGGGUGUGAUACAGGGAACUACUUGCGAGGCCAUGUUGUGUACGCUAACAGCUGCAAGAGAUCAAAUGUCGAGCAAAAUUGGGAGGGAUAACAUCGGGAAAUUAGUUGUCUAUGGGUCGGACCAAACACAUAGUGCUCUAGCAAAGGCGGCUAAUAUUGCCGGUAUCAACCCUAAGAACGUUCGAGCCAUCAAGACAACAAAAUCAACAUCAUUUGGUCUGUCACCAGAAUCAUUACAAAUUGCAAUCAGCUUUGACGAAAAAGCUGGAUUAAUCCCACUCUAUCUAUGUGCCACAAUUGGGACAACAUCAACAACUGCUGUUGAUCCAUUGGGACCACUAUGUGAUGUGGCCAAAAGAUACGGAAUGUGGGUUCAUGUUGACGCUGCUUACGCGGGAAGUGCCUGCAUUUGCCCCGAGUUCCGACAUUUUAUCAGUGGCGCAGAAGGUGCAAAUUCUUUUAGCCUGAAUGCUCAUAAAUGGUUCUUCACCACUUUAGAUUGUUGUUGUGUUUGGGUGAAGGAUCCAAGUACUCUCAUAAAAUCUCUCUCAACAAAUCCGGAAUACCUGCGAAACAAAGCUAGUGAUACAAAACAAGUCGUAGACUACAAAGAUUGGCAGAUAACUCUCAGCAGAAGGUUUCGAGCUAUGAAACUUUGGCUUGUACUUAGAAGUUAUGGUGUUGCCAAUCUCAGAAACUUUCUAAGAAGCCACGUCAAAAUGGCAAAACUUUUCGAAGAACUUGUGGCUAGCGAUAAUAGGUUUGAAGUAGUAGUACCCAGGUAUUUUGCUAUGGUCUGUUUUAGGGUUUUGCCAUCAGCAUUGUGUAAAUUUCAGAAUGAAUAUUGUGACAAAGAUGAUGUCGAUCAGACGCACGCAAACGAGUUUAACCGAAAACUGUUAGAGUCAAUGAACGCAUCAGGGAGGAUAUACAUAACUCAUGCUCAGGUUGAUGGCAUUUAUAUGCUGAGAUUUGCUGUUGGGGCCACUCUUACAGAGGAUAAACAUGUUAUCAUGGCUUGGAAGGUGAUACGAGAGAUGGUGGAUACCAUGCUCAACACAGAAUAA